Messenger RNA from Botrytis porri, 456 nucleotides. RefSeq lists its product as uncharacterized. The transcript has a single exon. The coding region runs from base 1 to 456 and encodes 151 amino acids. The record is from RefSeq and is a predicted model, not a curated record. Lineage: Eukaryota; Fungi; Ascomycota; Leotiomycetes; Helotiales; Sclerotiniaceae.
AUGAUUUCCAACAUCAAGAGAAAGCUUGCUUCGUCCUCAGCUUCAUUCUCAUCGUCAUGGCGAGAAAGAGAACAGAACACCUCAUCGAGUAGUAACAAGCGACAUCAAUCUUCCUCUCGAACACCGCAAUCCCAACGACAAUACCAGCAAUGCGAUUCAGAGCAAAAAUGUUAUUGUCCCCGUCAUCGCAACUCCUCUGCGACGAAUUGGUCCAUCACAUGUACACUUCUCAAUGAGGCAACUUCCUAUCAACCUCCCAGACGCCAAGAAAUAAACAGCCACUCACAUCCAGAUUCCUACGAAGCAUUUAUGCAAAAUGCAUUGGAAGAGGAGCAAAGACGGGAAAGACACAAGCGAGCUGUGCGCAAAGCAAACGAUGCGUGGCAGCAAGGAUUUCGAAGAUCAGACGCUGCUGGGACGAGGAUUUGGUUGCAAAGUUGUGGGUUAGCCAAGUAG